Molecule: messenger RNA, 822 nt
Organism: Lactuca saligna
Lineage: Eukaryota; Viridiplantae; Streptophyta; Magnoliopsida; Asterales; Asteraceae
Source: the annotation of a GenBank genome assembly
AUGAAUUGGUUGGUAGGUUGGUUGGUUGGUUGGUUAGUAAUUGUGAUAUCAGUAAUUCCAUGCAAACAUCUUGUGAAGCCUCCUCCCUCCCUCCCUCUUUACUCCGUCUCAUGUGAUUGCCUUAAUGUCUUUCCAACCAAUGUAUCUAUCUAUAUCUCAACAGUCAACAACACCACCUGUACCUCCCUCCAUUGUGUGAUGAAAGACCUGUCGUUCCUUGGCCUCCACAACUCCCUUGGUUUGAAGAUGAACAAGGGGUUGAAGAACCUGUGCACGGGGGACACCUCCACCUCCACUCUGAAGCAGCAAAAGUCUCCUCCCAUGGCCGGGGGAAACAGCCAGCAGCAGGCGACACUGGAGGAGAUGAUCAUGCGGUUGGACUUGGAGGAGAAAAUGGCAGCAAGAGCAAAGCUACAGGAAGAGCAUAGGAUGUCGUGUGUCAACAGCUCAGACAUCUUACGGUGUGCCCGAAACGCACUGAAUCAGUACCCGAGGUUUUCUCUUGAUGGGAAGGACGCCAUGUAUCGAUCUUCCUUUCGAAACCCAACAUCCGUAGCAGUGGAUCUGAGAAGCUGUUUGCCUGCAAAAGUUGCAGGGGAGAGGGUCAUCUGGUGCACACCGGGUCCCGUGGGUCGCCUGAUGGGACUCGAUGCAAUGCCAAUUCCUGUAAGACUAAAGUUAAACCGCAGGAUCAACUCCUGUUGUAUUCUCAGGAACCACAAAAAUCUCCGCAAAACAUGUUUCCAUCACCAUCUUCCUCUUCCUCUUGGCCUUGCUUCUUCUUCCACCGCCGCCGGAUGCUCUGUCAUGAAGCCGAUGUAG